Molecule: messenger RNA, 1812 nt
Organism: Portunus trituberculatus (swimming crab)
Lineage: Eukaryota; Metazoa; Arthropoda; Malacostraca; Decapoda; Portunidae
Product: probable tubulin polyglutamylase TTLL2
Exons: 8
Coding region: 186-1655 (489 amino acids)
Biological process (GO): protein polyglutamylation; microtubule cytoskeleton organization
Cellular component (GO): cilium
Molecular function (GO): tubulin-glutamic acid ligase activity; tubulin binding
Source: RefSeq, a predicted model, not a curated record
GCGGCCCUUGUUCAGUUGUGAGAUUGCUAGAAAAGUUAUAAUGAGACUCAAUUUUCUCUAACUUGUGGUUGUGAGAGAAAGUUGUGAAUUGGAGGAGAGAUGGGGGAAAGGUGGAGGUUGUCAAUCAUAUACCCCGGGCAAACGGUCUCUGCAGAAAGGACAGUCUGGCAAGAGCUCUGCAGAAGAUGAAGCACGUUUAUGGAGCUCUCUACGACUUUAUCCCAGCCACGUACCUCCUUCCCUGCGAGUACACAAAAUUAGUAGCAGAAUACACAAGACUCACCUACCAAGCCAAGAAUGCUACUACUACUACUACUGCUGCUACUACCACCACUACUACUACUACUACUACGGCCAACAGUGGUGGUGCUGGUGGUAGCGCUGGUAGUGGUGGUGGUAGUGGUAGUGGUGGUGGUUCUGCAGGCCUACCCUCCCCACCAGAGGCCCACCCCCCCACCCCUCACAAUAUUUGGAUUUGUAAGCCUAUUGGAAGCUCGCAAGGAAGAGGCAUAACAAUAUUCCAGGACCUGCAUGAACUGAGCUAUGCGUCAAGUGCCGUGGCCCAGCGGUACAUCGGAAACCCUCUGCUGGUGGGCGGCUACAAGUGUGAUAUAAGACUGUAUGUUCUGGUCACCUCCUUCCUGCCCCUCACUGUCUACAUGUACACUGAGGGCAUUGUCAGGUUUGGCACAGAAAAAUACAGCCUGACAGCUUUAGACAACCUCUACAGUCACCUCACAAACACAUCACUGAAUCGACUUGGCCCAGGCUACAGAAAGGAGAAGGACAGAGUCGGAGAGGGCUGCAAGUGGACCAUUGGUGAACUGCGGCGUCACUUGCGAGGGUGUGGCAAGAAUGACUGGUUACUGUGGCAGAGGGUGUGGGUGUUGGUGUGUCUGACCUUACUAACCCAAGUUGGCUCAGUACCACAUCACCAUAACUGCUUUGAACUGUAUGGCUUUGAUAUCCUGAUAGACGAAUUCCUCCGUCCGUGGCUUUUGGAGGUCAACCGGUCACCAUCCCUCACUCACGACUGCCAUGUGGACAGAAUGGUGAAGAAACCUUUGCUUCACCACCUCUUUGACUUAGUAGGUCCACCAAGAGUACCUGAACCACUAGCCAGGCCUUUACGAACCCCCUUUCUGCUUCUACUAGCCAAGAGACACACUCAGUCACCUUUCACAGCUGCCCUGCAUUUAAACCGCUAUAGAAAACUCAUACAUUGUGACAGGGAGGAGGGGAAGGGUCUAGCAGGCAGGGGGGGGCAUGUGGCUAAUAGUACUGCCAGGGGUUUGAGAGGAAAGGAAGAAAAAGGGAAGGGAACAGUGAACAGGGGUAGACGAUCAGGGAAUGGCUGUAUUUGCAAGAGCAUUUCAGGGGUUUCUAGACGUGAUGGGAGGGAUGUGGGUGAUGGGAAGUGGCCAGCUAGGUGUGGGGAGUGGGUCAGAGUGUACCCAUUCAAUGCCGCAACACUACACGCUGGCAGGGAUGCGGCAUAUUUGAAGUCUGGUGUCGCAGAGUUGACGAAGUUUAGAAAGGGGUGUGAGAAGGCUGCCAGAACGCAUACCUUGGCCACAGCUCCCUCACCCACACUGGAAAGGGCUGUGAGGGGCAGUCUGUGGAGGGAUACUGUGCUCUGGUGCCCCCCAUCAUAAAAAAAAAACGAAUUUGUGGCAGCCUACAGUCUGCGCCAUCUUGAAAAACGUGUCACGGAUUUUCUUGUUCUUGUUGUUCUUGUUCCUGUUUGUUGUUGUUGUUGUUGGUGUUAUUUCUUGAUAUUUGUAUUGUGUGGAAUUAAAGUGUUGUAUUGAC